UGUGAGAGAGUGAUGCGCUCUAUCGCCCAGUCUAGCGGAACCGUGCCAGUCUCUAUCUUUCAGGGGGCUGGGGCUGGUGGCCCAGAGCAGCAGCCCCAGCAGCAGCAGCAGCAGCAGCAGUCCCAGCAGCAGCAGCAGCAGCAGCAGCAGCAGCAACAGGCUCCGCAGCUGGGCCAGCAGCAGCAGCAGCAGUGGAGGGUCGGCCGUCUCCCGCCCGGGUGGCCUGGAGCUGGAGGGUUCAAGUGUGUGAAAGGACCAGCGGAGGAAAGUGUUGGUGAAGAGGAGAGGCGCCGUUUUCAGUCCUUGGUGGGCAGCCUCAUGUAUGCGGCCGUUCACACAAGGCCGGAUGCAGCCUUUGCUACCGGGCAGCUGGCUAGGGUUGUCCAAUGCCCUAAUGAGGAGCAGGUAGCAGCUGGAGAGAGGGUGGCCAAGCACCUUGGCCAAACAGCAACUGUUGGACUGCAAUACUCCGCGGCGGCACAAAGGCGUCAAAAGG
Messenger RNA from Closterium sp. NIES-67, 496 nucleotides. The record is from the annotation of a GenBank genome assembly. Lineage: Eukaryota; Viridiplantae; Streptophyta; Zygnematophyceae; Desmidiales; Closteriaceae.